This is a messenger RNA of Sciurus carolinensis (gray squirrel), 475 nucleotides long. RefSeq names its product ZFP90 zinc finger protein (gene Zfp90). NCBI's taxonomy places the organism in Eukaryota, Metazoa, Chordata, Mammalia, Rodentia, Sciuridae. The record is from RefSeq and is a predicted model, not a curated record. Gene Ontology annotation, biological process: regulation of DNA-templated transcription.
CGCUGCGGCCAUUGUCCAGCCCCGUUGCGGCGGAGGCCGCUUUGGGCAGCUAACCCUUCUGCAGAAAAGACUUGGAGAGCUCAGAGCCUGCAGCGGGGGUCGAGGGGCCGACCUGAGGCCCUGGGUGGGCCUGAGGUCGCAAGUCCUGAGCCCCUGGAGGCAGUGAUUCGCAGUGCGCGGCCGCUGUCCGGGAGCCCGCCCCGCAGAGGCAGGAAUGGCCCCGAGGCCUCCGAUGGCCGCGCCCCAGGAAUCAGUGACAUUCAAAGAUGUGGCUGUGGACUUCACCCGUGAAGAAUGGUACCGUGACCCUGCUCAGAGGAGCUUAUACAGGGAGGUGAUGCUGGAGAACUACAGCCACCUGGUUUUAGCAGGGUAUCAAGUUUCCAAGCCAGAAGUGAUCUUCAAAUUGGAGCAAGGAGAAGAGCCAUGGAUAUCAGAGGGAGAAAUCCAAAGACCUUUCUGUUCAGGUAAAUGA